AUGUAUCUUUGCAGGCCCGACACUUUUGAACGUACAAGAACUCAUCUUACGAGAGCUAAGCCUACAAGGACUCCUGUAUAUUCAGCAAGGCCGUUUGAAAUGGAGGUCGCUGUCUACACUUGUAACUCAUGUAUGAUACAAUGCCGAACGAGCGAUUUACAGAGAUACCAUAUGAAGACAGAGUGGCACCGGUAUAACUUGAAAAGAAGGGUAGCACAAUUGCCACCAAUCAGUGCAGAUGUGUUUGCAGAAAAGGUUCAGGUUUCUGAGAGAGAGAGCAUGUUGAAUCAAGUUGAUGAGUUUGGAUUUCCGGUGUUGAAACCAAGAGAACCUCACAACCACAGCAAAAAAAGGAUGCUGGCGUCAAAAAAACGAAAAGCGAGGGGCCGGCCCUUCAACGCAACCGAUGAUCUAGUCGCAAGAUCUGGUUCGCCAGCGAGCUCUAUUGCGUCCAGCGUUUCGAAGCUAUCCUUUGCCAGCAGCAACGAGAUUCAUACGGACUUCGACGCCGAUAGAGCCAGCGAAUUUGGCUUUACGUCGGACUCUCAUUUGGAUUACAACACCAGCGACUACAGUAAUAGCGAAUCCGAGUAUACGGUGGACGAGAGUACAGAAUGGACUGUUUGUGACUGCAUUUUCUGCGGAAGGUCAAAUGGAGGCGUUGAGGCAAAUGUGCGACACAUGUUUGGGUCUCACGGACUCUAUAUACCUGAGAGAUCUUACUUGAAGGACAUUGAAAAAUUCUUGACGUUUUUGGGUGAUCUCAUAUUGACGGAUAAGAACUGCCUCUGCUGUUCGUUCACUGGAUCCAGCGUCGAGAGUAUACGAGCACACAUCAUAUCUAAGCGACACGCUCGAAUCCCUUACGAGACGAAAGAAGAAAGAUUGAGAUUUGCGGAAUUCUACGACUUCAGCUCACUCAAGGACAACUCCUCAGCACCAAGCAAGAACCAAAUUUGUAAGGAAGUGAAAUUUGCCCCCGAUGAUGACGCUGCCCAGAGCUAUUCAGAGGGAGACAGUACUCUGAGCAGUGAAAAUCAAGUGGGUGACUUCGAAAGUCCCGAAGCGGAAGCGGUUUCAAAUUAUUCUUCAGCUCAAGUCAACGACGCUGGCGUAGAAUUGACUCUGCCAACGGGCUCCAGAGUUGGCCACCGUAGCAUGCGACGCUACUAUAGGCAGAACUAUCCGCUGCCAGCUGACGAUCGAGAUGGUAACAGAACUUUGGCUGCUGCCGACAGGCGAUUCUGGGGUGGGGUUCAAGAAAGGCAAAUCCGCUUCGGCGAGAAAAAGGCACAACAGCUAGAGCGUCGGGCAAUGAAUAACGAGAUAAAAAAUCAGGCCAAGAGAGGUAACUUCAAAGAACAUUACAGAGACGAAUUAUUACAGUAA
This is a messenger RNA of Lachancea mirantina, 1389 nucleotides long. The record is from the annotation of a GenBank genome assembly. NCBI's taxonomy places the organism in Eukaryota, Fungi, Ascomycota, Saccharomycetes, Saccharomycetales, Saccharomycetaceae.